AUGAAGACAAAGGAUCAGACGAAGAGCAGCUCGAGCGGUUUUCUAUGUGGGACACGAGCGAGAGCGGCAGAGAGUGACGACGUGGGCGUGCAAAAGCAAGCAGCAGAUUGCGAGCAAAUGGGUAAAGUCGAUGCCCGUUUGGAGCAACAUGUGGACGUAUGCUUGGGGUCAUCGCCAAAGAGGACUUCAUACCUCGUCAAGCUGCAGACGCAGAUGCAGUGCGGCGGAGUGCAAGCUGCAGGCGCCCAGUUUUGUGGAACGGCGAAGAACGAGCAGGCGAUAGUGCGUCUCAAUGGCCGUGCGGCCUUGCGCGCUGGCCACGAUGGAAAUGAGGCUGUCGGCUGGGGGCCAAUUGGGACAAGCUGCGGUUUCGUUGUUUACAUCACCAGGGGCACGAUGCUUGUAAGAUAUGCGCUGGCGAAGGAGGUGGGCGUAUGA
Messenger RNA from Sporothrix schenckii 1099-18, 438 nucleotides. RefSeq lists its product as uncharacterized. Lineage: Eukaryota; Fungi; Ascomycota; Sordariomycetes; Ophiostomatales; Ophiostomataceae. The record is from RefSeq and is a predicted model, not a curated record. The transcript is spliced from 2 exons. Bases 1 to 438 code for a protein of 145 amino acids.